GCGUUGGAUGGGGGUCGAGGCUGGCCGGCAGGUCGGGCAGCAUGGAUCCAGCGCCCCGGGUCGGGGCGAUGGACGGAGAUCAAGAUUGGCCAGCAAGUCGUGGAGCAUCCAGUGCCUGUAACUGGGUAGUUACACGUAGUGUGUCUUCGUGAUCAUCUUGAAACGCAAACGAAUGCACUGCAGAUCUACGAAGAACAAGCUGCGCGAUCCAGCAGCAGCGUACACGCACAGACGACACAAAUUCGUCUGGCCAGUUUCUUGCCAACCGCGCCGGCGUGUUGGCGACACGAAUAAUCUUUCUCUUUCCUAAAGGGUUCACAUUUGCUUCGCAGUUGUUUGUUGUUCAGCGAACGACGAUAGCGCGAGGAUCUUCACAAGUUCGCUCUCAGUUCUCUUUCCAUUCUCGCACGCACGCUUGCUCGCAGCGUUCUUUUGACAUCCAAUGGAACGCCGGUGGUUUGAUGUGCUGACAAGUUACAGUGCCCGGGGCCUCAGUCAGAGGCCCCGGGGCGGCGGCGGGCGCCUAUUAAGGCGCUAUCCCGUGCGGGAUUUUCAAAAAAGAAAGCCUGUUCGUGGGGCCGCGAGGCGAACAAGUUCGCCGGCGCAAAGGGGCCCGGCCCGUGCCACUGCGCAAACCCGCCGCAGGAGGUGGGUCUUGUCAGGUUUGUGGCUGGCCCAUAGUCGCGAAAUUUCCAUGAAGGGGAGGGGCCCUAGGGGUCAUGACAGAGAAGGGCCGGGAAGAAGGCCUUUUUGUCAGUCGUCCCUUUACAAUCGGAAAAGGCCUCGCAGCACGAAGCUCAGGCCCCGUCCGAGCAGCCUUGCAGAGCCUCUGCGAAAGAAACGCAAGAUGGCCCAGCGGGCUCGGACCCAAACACACGAGAAGAUGCCUGUCUGACGGAAGCGCCACACGCAGUACGAAAACGCGAUCAAAACUACGCGGGCGAAUGGGCUCAGGCAUGUCAACCAGCUGAGUGCCACCAUUCUUGCAAGCCUAUACUACAAAAACAGCGAAUCUGUCAUGCGUGGUGACUGAUGUGUUCUAGAUCUGGUCCAAAUGGUUUCAAAAGAUGUUGGCUGGUGGUCAUUGUGCCGCAACAUUUCGCAAUGUUGUCCCACUCCCCGGCCCUUGUCGGGAUUCAUAGCAUUGGACUUGAGAGACAGCUUCAUCAUCGGUUUUGUCAUCGGCCUUUUCGUUUUGUCAAUUUUCAAAAAGUGCUCGUCGUGUGGACAAAGAAAUUGUCGGUCUGUGGUUGCAUGGUGAAACAUGCAAGGAGUUCUUGCUCAUUCAUGAAAAACCCAGCUUCUUUUCUACCCGACGAAGUCGCUCGUUGGUGCCAUGCAAAGCCAUAUCAGAUUUCUCAAAUUCGUGUUCUGUUGGACCAGGUCCCUGAGGUGCAUUCCUCGCGCGGUGAAAAUCAAGAGAAUUCUCUUCGUAAAGACUAACGAAAAAGCUGAGAUAGUUCGGAGUGUAGCGCACUGCUAAUAAGAAUUGUAGUCACACAUUCAAAAUCCCAAAGAGAAACACGAUCGCGGUUCUUUCGUUUUCCAGAGACCGGAGCUCAUGGUCCUGGUGAGAGUAGACAUGGAAAUAAAUACUCUCUAGAAGAUAACGUAAAAAAACUAAGUGUGGACAUCAAGUAGAAACUGCUGCAGAACAAUCCGGCCGACCGGUUCCCCACAGCCCAUCACUUCCCACUUGCCCGCGCGGCCUUCAAAGUGCCGCGAUUCUUGGCAGCCUUCCGGUCGGUUAUGUUGCUCCGCUUCUGCUCCCAAGCGGCGAGUUUCUUCGCGUACAUGUCGAAUUCCUCGUCCUCUUUCUCGGUGAAAUACACUACGGAGUAUUUCAGCAUCGUGUGCAGGUCCUGGGCGGUCUUGGCAACUGUGAAUGAUUAUUAUUUUCAUAGUUGGAGACGGGCACUGUACUCGUAAAUUCCAGCGGAUGAGAAUCAAAACGAAAUAGGAAAAAACAUAACACCGCUGCGCACUAGGAGAAUGAAAGCGAAAUAGGAGGAAACGAGAUAGGAAGGAACUCAUAGCGCCACUACGCAAUUAUAAAAAAUCGAAGUUGGAAGCACGUGCUUCGGUCGGCUUGGUGUCCAACACCUUCACCAUGCCUACGAAUUUCUUGAGCAACGGCGCGACGGCCUUCAGGUUCACCUUCUGCGCCUUCGCGAGGCGGGUACCGUAGUCCUUGACGAGCUGGGCCGUCUCGUCGUCGCCCGCUCCCAUUUUGAUAGCCUCCUGCCGGCCGGUGUACGAGAGGGCCAGCCAGUUGCUCAUCUUUUCCGAAGCCGUGUCCCAUUUCCCACCACGCGUCCACGUUUUCUUGUCCUCGGCGUACUCGUCCUUGCACUCCGACAGAAGCUUGUAUUGGUCCCGGUCGAUCUGAUUCACCUCCUUCUCCAGCAGGAACAGGUCGUAGGAAAUGGCAGGCAGGUCGCCCGCCUUCUUCGCGGUGGCCUGCUUGAGAAAGAGCCUGGCUGUUUUGAAGAUGUGUUUUCUUUUUUAAACCGGUGCCCCGCAUCGCAGUGGAGGAGCAAGCUAUAAUCUAAAAGAAGUAGAGCCGGUUAGCUCGUCACGCCAUGAUUACCGCGACCCCCCCUGGCAAAGACCAAUGUAAAUACACAAAGAAGUCGCGCAACAUCUAUCGUUCUCCCGGCAUGUGAAGCAAUACUCAGAGAAACUCGAAACCAUUCCUACGCAACAAUAACAAUACACGCUCCACGACCCGCCCUCGAUGCGCUUCGCCAAUUUCUUGUGCACGUCGAUCCGCGCGUCCUUGAGGUUCUGCAUGACAUCGAUCCCCGCAAGGCACUCGUGCAUCUCCGCCGGAGUUUUGUUGUCCAGAAAGACCGGGCGGAGCCAGGGUCCGCAGCAGCGGACGCCGCUAUCGUGCAAAACCCCAAACAGGGCUUUGUACCAGCCUCCGGCCCUCUUAUCCUUCUUCGCCUUCGAUUUCAGGUCCUGCAGGUUGGCGCUCACAAGUAUACCCCCACAGGCCUCGGCCGGGUUGAAUUUGCAACGCACACUCUGCAUCUGCUCAAGUCGUUUACUAUCCUGUGUAAAAGUGGUCAGACUUGCACCUAUGCCACCUCUGCAUUACAAAUUUUCUGCCUUUGCCUCCGUCUGCAUUACAAAUUUCGUCUUUCCCCUUCAGGAGAUUUGUCAUGCACGUUGCGCCACUGAGCGAAAUCUGCAAUGCAGAUUUCGUUUCGCGUUGCAGACCCAACCAGGCCCAGAACUUCACUCCGAUAAAUGUAAGCAACGCCUUGCCCUCGAGCGGCUUCUUACUCUUGUAGCAAUCGACGAUCGGCUGUGCUACCUGAAGAAGUGGCUUUUGUGGUCAUAUUAGCAGGGCGAAAGCUCCUGCACAGGAGGCAGGCUACGAGAUGGGUGAUGGGGUAUUUAGUUCUUGGGAUGUCACACGGCAUCACUACACGAUGAAACAGUACCGCUAGAGUGGACGUUUUCUCCUGCACCAAAUCGGCCAUGUCCUUCAACGAGUCGAGUUCGGUUUUGAACAAGCCCAGCACUUGGCUUUUUUUCAAUAUAUAUGCAUCCCAAAAAUGCCGCGUGCCUCGUGGCUCCGAAAGCAAUCUCGUCGCCAUGCGAAAAAACAUCUCUUUCUCAUGCAAAAAAAACAUCUCUUCGUCAUGCGCAAUUGCCAGUAGGGAUGCUGCAUUUUUUCGCGUACGGUUUUCACCACCUCGAGAGCCUUGGACUCCGGGACCUUGAAUUUUCCACCCACCGUGUUGGCCACGACCACCUCGUGGGCGGUCAAAGAAUCGGCAUCAAGCGCAGCCAGGUGCUUGCGGUGGCUGUGUGGGUUGGUUUUGAAGUAAUUUUCUCAACGCGAGGGGCAGGCAAAGAAAGAUACGGCGUGCAAGAAUCCAACAAGUUUCGGCCUGUGGUCGUUGCAAGAAGAAACUCCAUGUGUUUUAGUAGGUGCAAAGGAAUACAAUACCGCUCCGCAUACUGCUUCCGGGUCAACCCUCCCACAGACCACCGCGAGGUGAGCAACCCACGACCGGCCGUCUUGAGGUCCUUCUUGUGCACGUCAGUCGUAAUUCCCGCAACUGGAGUGCGUUUUAUUUUGUUUUGUUUCGAACAACAAAUCUGUCAUGCAAAAAAGUGCUCGGGUGGACAUGGUCACGUGGUGGACCCUGAAUCGAAGUCACCAUUUGAAAAAGGUGAAGCGAUACCUUCUGCCGCGCGGUCCAUCGCGUAAACGCACUCGAUAGUCUCGCUGUCACCCUCCGGGUCGUCGCAGGAUUUGAGAAUCCCCAGCAGGCCCUUGCCGACAUUCCAGCACCCCAUCUCAUCGGAGGUGAAUGGCCGCCGCAGUUCCGAAGACGGAAUGUGAGCUUGUCCCCCGUCCAUGUCGAUAUCCACUGGAUCAUCCUCACCCUCCAACAAUUCGGUGGACGCGUUGAUCAUAGCCAGGGUCGCAGGGUCAAUUUCUGAAGCUUGAAUCUUAUCCAAUGCAAAAGAUCAUAUCAACAAAAGAUUCUGCAAAACAAUGAUGCGCUGCCAGUUAUAAACUUGAAUCUGUCAUGCAAAAAUCGAACAAGCAAGUAAUCUCUCCGGGUAGCAGUAUCUUUUGUUGUAGGUUUUUGCAAUGGAUAGCUGGACUGCGAGGGCACCACCAUGUUACUGUUGUUCUGCGAGUGGGACUGGGAGGCCGCAAAGCCACCCCCUCCACCGGCAGCGCCGGCGACGGCCGAACUAUUGAUCGAGGAAGAAGAAGAGGGUCCCGCCAGAGCCGCCGUAUUCUGGUUGAUCGCCGCAGAAGAAGAAGACAAUGCAGCUGCCUGGGGGCCGGUAGAAGAUGCGUCUUCCAUCAGAGCGUCCGUGUCUCCCAAGAGCGACGAAUUGUUCGAGGCGGCGGGGGCCGCAACAAUGUUCUUGUUUUGGUGGACGGGUGCCGCGAACAAGGAAUUCUUGGGCUGGUACAGGCGCCGCAGCUCAUCAGCGUGGCCAUUGCAGAGAGCAAUAGCCAUCUCUUUCUGUUUCUCUUUUUUGGUAAUCCCGAAAACCUCCGCAACCGAGUCCCGCAACAACCCCUCCUUUUCCUGCGCCAUCGCGUCCUGCUCAGCGAGAAGCAGCUUCUUCACCUGCUCCUCCUUCUGCUUCCCGAGUUCAAAUUUUUUAAAAGUCUUCUUGUUCUUCGGGAUCAGUUUGAGGAUGAUGUGCUCGACAAUAUCCAGCUUUUGCUUUUGAUGGUUGGCGCUGUCGUAGAUGAACUUGCGGGUGAGCAGGUCGGGGGUGAACUUCCAACCUUCACAGUUUCUACCUUUGCUCUGGAACCACGUAGCGAUCGCGUCUUUCAAAGCCUCGUCAUUGAGCGGGUCGGUCAACUGCCUCUUGCGGAUGUUCUUCGGGGCCGCCUGGUGGGCCUGGUCUUCUCCGUUCUCCGCUUCCAAUACCUGAGAUGGAGUACGCGAUAGUUGUAUUUGGAUUUCAAGUCAAUCGCCCAAAAGUGCACCUGUACUACUCAAAUCUGACAAAGCUAACAGGUCUGCCCCGACCGCCCCAGGUCGUGAUUGCGAUUCUACGUGUUGGUUUGUAAUGCUGCUUACCUUAAUAUUCCAGGAGAUCCGGGAAAAGUCAAGCAAUAUGCUGCAAAACAGCAUGAGAAACGGCGGACGGGGUGGCUCCACAGAUUCCGAAAAGACCGGGAAAAACGCCCCGCGCUUUUCGGCUAAUUUUUGCGCAAGUUUUGCGGGCUUUUUUUGCGCUUUUGCCCCCCCCCCAAACUGCAGGCGAAAACGCACGCAAUCAGGCCGGGAGUGCGGUCGGGUUUGGCCCUUUCCCUGGGCCUGCUAUUCACCCUGCUAUUCACCCUGCUAUUCAACCUGCUAUUGGGCCCCCUUUUGGGGGGCCUCUAUUCAACUGCUAUUCGAUUCGGUUUCGCGGCCUUUUUGCAAAGGUCGCGGCCGAACUUUUGAUCUGCUUCUAUUCAAUUUCCUUUGCAAAUCACAGGGAAAUCGCAGCCCCUCUGCGAAUAGCAGCAGAAAUCAGCCUGCCCGCAAGCCAAAAUCCCGCAAUUUCGGAGCCUCGGAAUUGCUUCUCCCGGGAGAGUUGAGAGAAGCAAUUCCCCCCAGGAUCUCCUGGAGAAAUACGCACACUCACCUACGAACAAGUAGAAAAAAUACCUCUUCGCUCGCGCCCGCCGAAAACUUUGGGUCGUUAAGCUGCAGGACGUCGUCGGAACCCUGGCCCGCGGGGCGCUUGUUACUUUUGUUUUUGACGUUGAGCAGCGCACUACUCGGGUUGCUGCCCGGUGCGGCCGCGCCCUUCGCGGUGGAGGUGCUAGAGAGAAGUCCGGGGGCCAUGAUGUUUUUUGGUGUUUGCAAGACAAACAGGAAGGAGAGAACGUUGCCGAGGCAAUGCGGAAGAGUCGCUGACUAGAAAAGGUUCAUGCACAGAAACGGGAAUUUGUAAUGCAUGGCGCCAUCAUCACGUGUUGCACAAAUCCAAAAAGAAAAACAGGCUGAGGAGGAAAACAACGCCAAAAGUUGGAAAACAAAAUAUGAGCCGGGGAUCUCGGUGCUUCGUGCCAAUUCAUCGCGUGACUAUUUCAUUUAAGGUUCAACGGGUCUGAUAAAGAUGCCUUCAGAUCCUAGACCGUCCAGUGCUUCGAAAUAUCUGCUCCGGUUCUUGUCGAAGUAGAGACUUUUAUCUUUCAAAUGCUUGCGAUCACGAUCGAGCUGUGGUGAGUAUGUUUCCACAUAUUCUGCGCGGCACAUCUCGCUGUAGGGAUCAGAAGUCUCUGCGUCAAAACGUUCAAUACCAGCACGCUAUUGAUCAAAAAAAUCUACAAGAGGCUCCACUUUAUGAGCCUCUUCCGAUCUCCGAGACAAGAGAUUGCUCGAGUUUGUCAUGCUGAUUUGCUCCACUACAUAAAAGCGCGAGCCUUGCCUAGGGGCCGCCCUGACAUGCGGGAAGGGCUCUGCGCAUCACAAAUUUGAUCCGAAACAUGACAGGCCUCAAGUAGAUGACUUUUGAUAUUGCGACGGCCCAUUUAAAAAUCCGCCAGAGGAGAGCGCAGUGCUCUCUAGCCUUUGCUUCCUCGCCCCAUAUUCUAACCGCGGCGUCUUUUGCGACUGGAAGUCCCAAGUCGCCGAGCCUUUUCUUGAGCUCUUUGUCGAUUAUAUCAAAUUUAUAAUUUGCCACCGCGGUCUUCAGGUGUUUCACACACCACGCCCCGCCGCGGGCGAUGACUCUCAUAGCCGGGUCGGUCGUGAAGUCCAGGGUCUCGCCUCCAUACUUCUCCUCUGCCUCUCUGCGCGCGCGGGCCAGUUCGUCUGCUGCUUCUUGUCGCAUUUCUUCAUACUGCUCAUCAUCCCGCACAUGGUCCGCCGGCCUGUUGACCUCGAGGUCCCGCAGCCGCCUGACGUGCGCAGCUAACUCUCGUUUCUUUUUCUGGAUGUGCUGCUCUGAUCGAUUUUCCUUCUGGUCCCGCCGCUGAACCUUCCCACCGGCAAGCAUAGUCGCGGAGGGAUGGUGGGAAAUGUUGUGGGCUGUUAUUUGCAUAUCGAGACCGAGACACGCAACAGUUACGGUCCGCGCCUGUUCUGGGGAGAUGAAGAAAACUUCGGCAAACUCUUCAAACAACGUGAAUUCGACGAGCUCGGUAGUCUUCCACAAUAAAGCCGGGCAGGCGGCGUCGCCUUCUGCCUGCGUCAGACGAACCCCACCGAGCAGAAGCGGGGUUUUUACUGCAAGGGAGAUUUGGUAGAUGUCCACCGCUGCGUCGAAGAAAAACUGACCGGGGGUCCGUGGCCGCACCACGAGCAACCCACCCCGAAUCUUUUGGCCGGCCUUGUGCCGCCGCACCAGUUCUGAAACCCGAUAGUCUAGGUCCGGCAAGUGGAAAUAGGGCAGGACGAACUCGGCGGACUCGGGGCAUCAAAGAAAAAAACCCGGCCGGGCCUGGAAGAUUGCCGGUCUCUGGCUUCUAGGCGGGGUGCAGAAUUUUCGCGCACCAUGACAAAUUAAUCUAGAAGCAAGAGCACUCCGCAUCUUCCAGGGGCCAUCAAGAUGUCCCGGUGCGUAAUGCUCCCUCCGUUACGACGACAGCGAACUCGUCGGUCAGGUGCUGCUGCUCGCACGCCUUCCGUGCGAGGGUGUCGACAUUCUGCCCCGCCAGGUCCUUUACAGCGUUGUAAACAGCGAAAUCCGUAAUGUGGUCGUCGAUGUUGAAGCUGUUGCUGAUCAUGAAACGGCUAACCCGAUCCAUUUCCAGCUCCUCGAGCUGGUCGUACCGGCUGGAGAGCUUGAUCAUCUUAUCAACAGCCUUCGACCGCUUCUCCCUCCGCUUGUCCUCAACUUUCCGCAGAAGGCCUGACCACUUUUCGGGGUCGUGCUUGAUCCUCGCGUAGGUUUCCAUCACUUUGCCCAUGUGCUCGGCCUGCUCUUUUAAAGUUGCCCCCUUUAGUGCGUUUUCGGAAAAAAAGACCGAGUUCGUGCGCACUUGGCUCGCUCCGCUUUCCUUUACCGCCUCCCCGACCGUUAGCGGACCCUUCGGAAGUUGUUCUUUUUUCAAUCCUACGAGGUUGUUGGCCUGCGUGUGUCGCUCGUUCCAUGCGGACUCAUUCACCACCGGAAACCCACGCCGGCCUUUGUGCAACUUGCUAGAGAGUUUGCGUGUCCGUUCGCAGAAAUAGAUUGACUGCGGGGCGGUCAUGAGCAGCUCACAAACAUCGCGGAGGGAAUCGAGGCACCGGGACAGGACGGCUGGCGCGUUCUGCUGCAGAUAUUUGAUCUUCAUCGUGAAACCGGAAUCCGACUCCGCUUCGGGGUGUGCAGCAACCCUCUGCAGGAAUUCUCGGAGCUGGAAAUCCUUCCCGGGCUGCAGGAGACUGCACGGGGCGACGAAGAGGCGGCGAAAAGGGUACAGCUCGAAACUCGCUGCGCUGGCUUCUAUGUAUUGCGUGCCCGAUGUCCCGCAUCAAGGUCUCCUGUUGUUCGGGGGGAAGAUUUGCGACCGGCAAGAGCUGCAGCCAGUUCGAGAAGCGCGCGCCGUCAAUGUCUACCAGAAGUUCCUCGCGGAUUUGGUGCAGGCGGGUGAUGUUGUCCUGUUUCAGAAGCUUUUUCUCCGCCUUUUCAAAAACUCCAAGCCCCAAGCCGAUCCCCCAAGUAGCACGAACGAAGUCCGCCUCUGCCAUCUGCACCUGCGCCGCCUGCUUCAAAAAGCCGACCCGAGUACAAUUAUCAAUCACGAAGCUCCCCAGGUUCAACACCCCGACAAGAACUGCAAGUGCGGCCCGCCGCAUUCCCGAGACGACGUUCCCGAACCGCCCGAACGGGGUAUGGAAGAGUCAAGCAGGGUGCGGGGGGCCCUUUUGCGAGCUAUGUGCAUGAAAGAAGGAUGGCAAGAGCGAUCUUGCCAUGCUUCGCGCGCUGUCCCAUCAAUAAAAAUUUCCCAGUUCCGCAUGACAAACCUAGCUUCUCGUGAGGGCAAAUAGAAUACCAAGGCCGCAAAUAGCUCAGCGUGUUUGGCCCCCAACACCCCUGACCCAGUGACAUAGUGGAUCUCCCGGAAAUUCAGACGCAACACCAAGUCCGCCACUGCGUCGGUCUCUGCGGCCCCGACGGCGCCAAGCAGGAAACUGCCUUCGAAUCGUAGUUGCAGUCGAAUUAACUCGGAAGCAAGUUCAACCGAGUCCGGACCAUCCUCUGCAGGCAGUAACGCACGCACGGCCUGCUGGUAGCGUUCGCGUUCGUGAUCCUCCAUCGGGGCCUCCAAAUAAACCCGGUCCAUCCAGGCCGCCACCCCAUCGCGCAGUGCCCGUGCCGAGCGGCGAAAACUUCUGCGCACUUUCUUGAAGUCCUCCUCCAGGUCGUUGCUGGCAAUAAAAACUUCUAUGCCGUCCCCGAUUCCACCAUGAAGGCCAUGCCCACAACACUCGUCGACCACCCACAAACUCAUCUCCGCACCCAAGGCCGUGCCAACCUUUAUAUUCUGCUCCGAGUGUCUUUGGUGGAUAUGCAGUGCAAAAAAACUGCAUGUGUAAAAAUCGCAAAACUGCAUGACACAAAGGGGCUUCGGGGCAUUACAUGGUAAGACGAGCUUCGUUAUGCAUGUUGAUAAAGUUGUACUGCGAUUCUUACGCGAGCUUUUUUUUUGCCUUGCAUACCCACAAUAGUGCCGCAAUGUUCCGGCCGUAGCACCAUCGCCACAAUAUCGCGCGAGGGAGAAACACAUAUGAAAUUCAAAAACAUCGCACCUAGACAAACUGCGCCGCGACAUGAGAAAUUUUAUGUCUUCCCCGAUAUCGCAUGACAGAUUUCGUUUUUUCUUCGAAACAGAAAGGAAUUUUCAUGCAGGGAGUGUUGGUGGGAUGUUUUUGCAAUGCGUAGAACAUCGCGUCCUCCAAUCUCGGAUCUGCUUCCAGGAUCAUCUCCCGGGCGGUUUCGGUUUGGUCCAAUUCAGCAUACAAUCUCACAUCUGCGUGCCCAUGGACCACGUGCUUGAUGUCCAGGGUCCGCCACAUGCGAGCCAUCGGCUUUGCGUAAAAGCGUCCCCCGCUGCGGAGAAGCUCAGCGCCUGCGCUGUCCGGAUCAUCAAAAAACGCAAAGCCCUGCAGAAUGCAGAGGCAGUCACCGGCGUCCACUACUCCCUUUACCGUUACCCGCAAUGGCGUUCCGUCGAAUUCCAGAUGUUCCAAAACACCCUUUCCCGGGACCGCGGACCGUAAGCGAUUCCGUAUAGUUUUCACCUCACAACACUGCAAGGCGAGUUUUAAUUUUCUCCAAGCUUGUUCAAAAGCUAGGCCCGCUUUCUCCUCGGAGGUAGUCGUCGCAGCUUCUGCCGCCUGUGUGUCCCCCAACUGCUUCGCCAGCCCGCGGAUGUACCACUUCAGGUACCGCCCCCGGCUGAUCCGCGUCAUCCGAGGCAAGGUGACCAAAUCGCGAAACAUUGAAACUGGAAUACUAAAGCCAGAAAAUGGCAGAAGCAGGUCCUCCUCCUCAUCGGACUCCAUUCUGCCCGAUAUGGAAAACCUUGGACCAGAUCUACACACACAUCAUCGCGUCAAGUCUAGAGCUACAGGUGGGGCAGGAUAUCGCUUGAAGCUUAUUAAUCAGACCAACACAGGUCUCCAAAACACGAAAGACGGACCUUCAUUCUGGAAACCAAAUUAACACAACGCGAGAUAACAGGGGAAAACGCAAAAAUCUGAGAUCAAUGGUCAGCCACACGACCAACAUGCAGGGCGGUAAAAUGAACACCGGCAGCCGGGCAACGAAGACAUGUCGAAACUUUUCUACGUUGACCGGGCAGAGAUGCUGCCCAAUGGAACAACAGAAACAACCUGGCCAGGACCUAAAUCAACUUCAGGGGGGUGGCACACGGAGACCGUGCGAUCUACAUAAGAAGAGGGGCCCCCUCGCAUUUCGACAAAAUUAAAACUCCCGCGCCAGAUAGCAGGCCAAUAGGGGGAGAAACCGCCCCGCGGGCCUCUGACUGAGGGGCCGGGGCAUUGGAUGGCGGCUGCGGCUGGUUCAGGGUUGUCCGGUUCUGGGUGAUCCGGUUCCGGUAGGUGUAGG
Amoebophrya sp. A120 is the source of this 11553-nucleotide messenger RNA. The record is from the annotation of a GenBank genome assembly. Lineage: Eukaryota; Dinophyceae; Syndiniales; Amoebophryaceae.